AUGAAGAAAGCUCCACUAGAAGACCUACGAAAUUUCCGACACUAGAACCUUUGUAUAUAGUUUUCGGUAACCUUCGGCAGGGGGCGCUUGGAAAUUGUUGCCACUUUCCGGACAGCCUCCCGUACUUUACCCUCAAGAAAAUUGUACAGUGUUUCCGGCCCUUCUCAGUUGUGGACGCUCGUAAGUUUUCGGCAGUUUCCGGGGAGACUCGGGGACUCCGCGUCUCGCUCUCUGUGUUCCGAUCGCCCGGUGCGGUGGUGCAGGGUCUCGGGCUAGUCAUGGCGUCCCCAUCUCGGAGACUGCAGACUAAACCAGUCAUUACUUGUUUCAAGAGCGUCCUACUAAUCUACACUUUUAUUUUCUGGAUCACUGGCGUUAUCCUUCUUGCAGUUGGCAUUUGGGGCAAGGUGAGCCUGGAGAAUUACUUUUCUCUUUUAAAUGAGAAGGCCACCAAUGUCCCCUUCGUGCUCAUUGGUACUGGUACCGUCAUUAUUCUUUUGGGCACCUUUGGUUGUUUUGCUACCUGCCGAGCUUCUGCAUGGAUGCUAAAACUGUAUGCAAUGUUUCUGACUCUCAUUUUUUUGGUCGAACUGGUCGCUGCCAUCGUAGGAUUUGUUUUCAGACAUGAGAUUAAGAACAGCUUUAAGAAUAAUUAUGAGAAGGCUUUGAAGCAGUAUAACUCUACAGGAGAUUAUAGAAGCCAUGCAGUAGACAAGAUCCAAAGUACGUUACAUUGUUGUGGUGUCACCGAUUAUAGAGAUUGGACAGAUACUAAUUAUUACUCAGAAAAAGGAUUUCCUAAGAGUUGCUGUAAACGUGAAGAUUGUACUCCACAGAGAGAUCCAGACAAAGUAAACAAUGAAGGUUGUUUUAUAAAGGUGAUGACCAUUAUAGAGUCAGAAAUGGGAGUCGUUGCAGGAAUUUCCUUUGGAGUUGCUUGCUUCCAACUGAUUGGAAUUUUUCUCGCCUACUGCCUCUCUCGUGCCAUAACAAAUAACCAGUAUGAGAUAGUGUAACCCAAUGUAUCUGCGGGCCUAUUCCUCUCUACCUUUAAGGACAUUUAGGUUCCCCCCGUGAAUUAGAAAUUGCCUGGUUGGAGAACUGACGACACUACUUACUGAUAGAUCAAAAAACUACACCAGUAGGUUGAUUCAAUCAAGAUGUAUGUAGACCGAAAACUACACCAAUAGGCUGAUUCAAUCAAGAUUUGUGCUCGCAAUAGGCUGAUUCAAUCAAGAUGUGUGUUUGCUAUGUUCUAAGUCCACCUUCUGUCCCGUUCGUGUUAGAUCGUUGAAACCCUGUAUCCCUUUGAAACACUGGAAGAGCUAGUAAAUUGUAAAUGAAGUAAUCCUGUGUUCCUCUUGACUGUUAUUUUUCUUAGUGGGGGGCCUUUGGAAGGCACUGUGAAUUUGCUAUUUUGAUGUAGUGUUACAAGAUGGAAAAUUGAUUCCUCUGACUUUGCUAUUGAUGUAGUGUGAUAGAAAAUUGACCUCUCUGAACUGGCUCCUUCCCAGUCAAGGUUAUCUGGUUUGAUUGUAUAAUUCGCACCAAGAAGUUAAAAUGUUUUAUUACUCUCUGUUCUGAUGACAGGCAGAGAGUCACAUUGUGUGAUUUAAUUUCAGUCAGUCAAUAGAUGGCAUCCCUCAUGAAGGUGCCAGAUGGUGAUAACAGUAAGGGACUACUGAUGUUCUGUGAUACAUCAGGUUUCAGCACACAACUUACAUUUCUUUGCCUCCAAAUUGAGGCAUUUAUUAUGAUGUUCAUAGUUUCCCUCUUGUUUGAAAGUUUCUAAUUAUUAAAUGGUGUCGGAAUUAUUGUAUUUUCCUUAGGAUUUCAGUGGAACUUAUCUUCAUUAAAUUUAGCUGGUACCAGGUUGAUAUGACUUGUUAAUAUUAUGGUCAACUUUAAGUCUUAGUUUUCGUUUGUGCCUUUGAUUAAUAAGUAUAACUCUUUUAUACAAUAAAUACUGUUUUCCUCUAAAAA
Messenger RNA from Cercocebus atys (sooty mangabey), 1983 nucleotides. It is a transcript of the gene TSPAN6, whose product is annotated as tetraspanin 6. The transcript has 8 exons. NCBI's taxonomy places the organism in Eukaryota, Metazoa, Chordata, Mammalia, Primates, Cercopithecidae. Gene Ontology annotation, cellular component: membrane. The record is from RefSeq and is a predicted model, not a curated record. The coding region runs from base 279 to 1016 and encodes 245 amino acids.